GAUGACUUACUGUUCCGUUUUCUCAUCAUGCCAAAUUCACACGCUUAUCUUUUAAUGACGGAAGAUGUGCUUAUCACAAACAACGGGACAAUUCCUCCAAAACCUGCAACGUUUCAAAACACACAACCUGAGGUGUUAAUUAGUUACCAGCCAGCCGUGGCCAGACGCAGCAACCUUUACACCGCGGCAGCACUUCGGCCUCUCCGGUCUCGUGGUUCACUCGCUCGGCAGUCUGGGGACAGAGAAGUCGCGACUCGCUACACAGGUUAACCAAUGAAUGCACAUGUGAACUUUCCUCAGAUCCAGAAACACAAUGUCAGCAGAGCAGCAGCAGAGUCCUGUGCUGGACGGGCUGUGUCAGACCCAACUGACAGUGAAGACAAGGAGACCAAGCAAGAAGGGGUUUGUGAAGACAGCUGAGUACCUGACAGCCAGGUUCCAAGGCGAGGGGGUUCGUUACAAGGCUAAACUAAUCGGCAUUGAUACAGUGCCUGAAGCACAGGGAGACAAAAUGUGUCUGGACUCCAUGAUGAAGCUCAAGGGGCGAGAGGUGGCAGCUCGUAACUCUGGACAGCACAAGCAGAGGAUCUGGUUAAAGGUGUCUGCGGCAGGAAUUCAAAUCAUUGAUGAGAAGUCAGGGCAUGCAGCACACACGCACCCAAACGAGCACAUCUCUUUCAUUAAGAAGGAUGAGACUGACCCACGAGCCUUCGCCUAUGUGUUUGCACAGGACGGAACCUACACGCUGCUCUCUAUCAAAACAGCAAACUCAGCCGACCCUGUUGUAGAGGACCUUCGAGAUGUGUGUCAGAUUGCUGCCAAGUUAAAUGAGGUAAAUGGUGAUGACAAAACAACACAGAAUGCUGAUUGCCUACUCCUGGAUGAAGAGGUGACACAAGUCCAAACGGGGAUUGAUGAGAUAGACCUGUUCAACCCAUUACCUUCAUCUGCAGAUUCAGACACUAACAAGGCAUCGCCAAGCAGUGAGCUUUCAUCUCUCUUCCCCCCUUCCUCUCCCUUCACCCUGCCGCAAGCUCAGCCUCUACCCGGGAGCCCAGUCAGCCCCCUGGAGCUCUACCACACAGGGACACACCAGCCAGUGUGGGCUGCACAGGUGGCCUCCUCAUUCACCCACUUGAGCCAAGUUCAACCAGCACCCUUUGGGCAACCCACAGCAACCGCCUGGAUCCAACAGGCACCAUUUGGGACACCCAAUCCAUAUCAGUUAGGCCCCUGGGGAGCCCAAGCCUCGCCUACCCAGCCUGCCCCAUGGGGAGGCCCAGGCCCAACCUCACCUACACAGCCAGACCCCUGGGGAGCCACAGCUUCGCCUACACAGCUAAUCCCACGGGAAGCAAGUGGUCCAUUGAGCCAGCCUGGAGCUGUCCCCCCUGUCCCGGGGGUCUGGGCCCAGUCAGCGCCCACUCAACCUGGACAGCGGGUACCUGGGGUAUGGGGGCAGCCGGGCUCCAUCACCCCCUUCCCAGCCUCUGCCCCUCCCCCUGUUCCAGAGCAGGGCUUCUCCCCUCUCAGCUCAUCCACGGAAACCACCAAGUCGGUCCUGUGGCAGACCUCUGCUAGCUCCAGUUUGUUGGAGAAGGACCCCUAUGCAGCCCUGCGCAUACUCAGUACAGAAUCAAGCUCAGACAUAUGAUGAUUUCCAGCACUCCUAGGACAUCGUCCACACUUACGUUUUCAACAAGCAAGAAAAGAAAAUACUUUUCGUGAUGUCAGCUCCACACCUGUAGAACUGCCUGAUCAAGUAAUCAUUUAUAGAAAACAAUUUGUAGCUCACAGAAUAAUCCCAUAUUAUUAGUGGACUUCCAUUCAUUAUGGGGUUUCAAAUGUGCACCUUUAAAAGAAACGCAGGGCUCCCGAGUGGCGCAUCCAGUAAAGGCGCUCCACGUGGAGUGCAGGAUGCCUCUAUAGUCUGGACGUCGCGAGUUCGAGUCCAGGCUGUUCCUUUGCCGACCGUGGACGGGAGCUUCCAGGGGGCGGCACUCAAUUGGCCGAGCACCGCCCGGGGGGAGGGAGGGCUAGGUUGGCCAGGGUGUCCUCGGCUCACCGCGCACCAGCGACCCCUGUAGUCUGGCCGGGCGCCUGCGGGCUUGCCUGUAAGAUGCCCGAGAGCUGCGUUGUUCUCCGACGCUGUAGCUCUUGGGUGGCUGCAUGCUGAGUCCGCAGUGUGAAAAAAAGCGGUCAGCUGACGGCACACGCUUUGGAGGACAGCGUGUGUUCGUCUUCGACCUCUCGAGUCAGCGUAGGGGUGAUAGCGGUGAGCUGAGCCUAAAAAUAAUUGGCCAUUUCCAAAUUGGGGAGAAAAUAAUAAAAAUAAUUGGCAACGACAAAAUUAAAAAAAAAAAGAAAAGAAACACAGAACAGAGUAAACAUUUUCAUUAAAAAAAAAUGGGCAGAGGAAACAGAACACACCAGUGCUGCCUCAUUGUAAAAAGAUGUGAGGACGAAAGACAUGAGGUUAAAACAGCAGCACAGCUCCAGAAGCUGCUGGCACUGGAGGUGGCCAAUCAGCUAGCGGGCUAACACAGGGGUCAAGAGCCAGGGCUUCAAGCCAUAGCCAGAAUUAGAGAAAUAUUUAGAUAUUAAACACAACUUUCUAAAAGAAAGUUGAGUAGAAUUCAGUUUACCCAAAAGCCAUCAGCCUGUAAUCUGCUGGUACACCCCUGACUGCUGACACGAUCCGCAAAGCUAGCACACAUCCGUUAUUAUGAUAUUGUUGGCAUUGUGGGUGACUUGCGCAUUGAUUGAAUGGAAGUGCUUUCAGUGCGAGACUCAUUUGCAUGUUAUCUCACGCUCAUAAACAGCCUUGCUUAUCUCGCACAUUAAAAAAAUCUGAAAAAACAGGAUAUAGAAGUAAAUGUGUCAUACAUACCAUGCUGUAUAACACGAAGAUAACAGUGAUGCAAGAGUUUCAAAAAGGGAAGUACUUGCAUAGUGCUGUUUUGUACUUGAUCCAGUUUUGUGAGCAAGAGAAUUUAAAUGGCUUCUUUCUGUCAUAAACCACCCAGCUGAUUCCCCUGUUGACUGGCAUGCUCUCAGCCAGUAACAUAACGCAGAAGACACUGCUGAGAUUAAAUGACCCAGGAUGUUCAACAGAUUUCCUGAGAAUAAGGCAUAGGAACUGAGAACUUUCUUUAACCUGAAAAAAUAGCAAGUAAAUCUGUGUUUGCUUAAUGUGUUUCUUUCGAAAUGUCACAUUUGAGCCCCCUGUUCUAGGUGAGAUGAUGGAAUUGUUUUGUUAGCUGAAAUUACUUCACACAGUGAGCAGCUUUACCCAGUGAGCAGCUUUACCCAGGUGAGCAGCUUCACCCAGGUGAGCAGCUUUACCCAGGUGAGCAGCUUUACCCAGGUUAGCAGCUUUACCCAGGGAGCAGCUUUACCCAGGUGAGCAGCUUUACCCAGUGAGCAGCUUUACACAGGUGAGCAGCUUUACCCAGGUGAGCAGCUUCACCCAGGUGAGCAGCUUCACCCAGGUGAGCAGCUUUACCCAGUGAGCAGCUUUACCCAGGUGAGCAGCGUUACCCAGGUGAGCAGCUU
Molecule: messenger RNA, 3555 nt
Organism: Acipenser ruthenus (sterlet)
Lineage: Eukaryota; Metazoa; Chordata; Actinopteri; Acipenseriformes; Acipenseridae
Product: disabled homolog 2-like
Exons: 13
Coding region: 314-1654 (446 amino acids)
Source: RefSeq, a predicted model, not a curated record